Heterostelium album PN500 is the source of this 1356-nucleotide messenger RNA. RefSeq lists its product as uncharacterized. Gene Ontology annotation, molecular function: GTPase activity; translation initiation factor activity; tRNA binding. Gene Ontology annotation, biological process: positive regulation of translational fidelity; formation of translation preinitiation complex. The transcript is spliced from 2 exons. The record is from RefSeq and is a predicted model, not a curated record. Gene Ontology annotation, cellular component: eukaryotic translation initiation factor 2 complex; cytosol. Bases 1 to 1356 code for a protein of 451 amino acids. Lineage: Eukaryota; Evosea; Eumycetozoa; Acytosteliales; Acytosteliaceae.
AUGAGUAGUGAAUCAAAAGAUACAUCUAUACAAUUAAACGAUGUCAUUUCAAAACAAGCCAUUACCAACAUUAGUGUGAUCGGUCAAUUCUCACACGGAAAGAGUAUUACUGUGAAAGCACUUACCGAUCAAAUAAAUAUGAUAUGUAAUUUUGGACAACCUUUUCAAAGAAUAAGUGAAUUUCAACAUAAAAUUAAAUUUACCAAUGCAAAGAUCUACAAGUGUGAGAAUCCACUGUGUCAUAGACCAGGUUGUUACCGACAGCAUAGAAGUAACAGUACCGCUGAUAACCCAAAGUGUGAAAACAAUGGAUGUGGAAGUGCGAUGAAGUUGAUUCGUCAUGUUUGUUACAUAGAUUAUCCUACUCACAACGUUUUGAUGGGUGCUCUCUUCAACUGUGAACGGUUUGUCGAUGCAACGAUGCUUGUCAUUGCCAGUAAUGAGCCGUGUCCUCAACAACAGACAGCCGAUCACUUGGCAAUCGUAGAGAUAUUGAAACUAAAGAAUAUUAUCAUCGUACAAAACAAGAUUGAUCUGGUGAGGCAACAAUCGCGAGCAAACGAACAUCACAAUCAAAUUCAACAGUUUGUUAAAGGCAGUGUUGCAGAGGGCGCACCUAUCAUACCGAUUAGUGCACAGUUGAAGUGGAAUAUAGAUGUUCUGUGUGAGCAUGUUGUAACCAAGAUACCUACCUCACCAAUAAGCGACAACUACAAUUCCGCUCCUCAUCUAAUUGUCGUUCGUUCUUUCAAUAUGAAUGCACCCUAUAGGAAAGCGGAGGAAAUGAAAGGUGGUACAGUUCGUGGUUUGUUACUAAGUGGUAUCUUAAGGGUUGGUGACGACAUUGAAAUUCGACCAGGUAUUAUCACUAAGAAUCAUGAUGGUACAUUCAGUUGCACACCACUCUUUUCAAAGAUAGUAUCGUUGUUUGCAGAGGAUAAUGAAUUACAAUAUGCAGUACCGGGUGGUUUGAUUGGUGUUCUAACAAAGCUUGAUCCUUCUCUGUGUAAAAGCGAUCGUCUAGCUGGAAGAGUUUUGGGUCGCGUAGGAAUAGAGCUACCAGAUAUCUCUAUCAGUUUGGAGAUUAGCUUCUUUCUGCUACGCCAUUUACUUGAUCGGCCGAGAACGAGCGAGAGUAAAAUCAGAAAACUAUCCAAAGGUGACACUCUGAUGAUUAUUGUUGGACUGACUGCAAUUGGUUGUCGUGUUACCGCUGUUAAAAAAGAUCUUGCCAAGCUCGCUUUAUUGAAACCGAUCUGUACGAACAAAAGUGAAAAAGUUGCAAUGUUCAGACGUAUUCAAAAGAGAUGGCAUUUAAUAGGUUGGUGUAUCAUUCAGAAAGGAGAACAAUUAUAA